Fraxinus pennsylvanica is the source of this 810-nucleotide messenger RNA. The record is from the annotation of a GenBank genome assembly. NCBI's taxonomy places the organism in Eukaryota, Viridiplantae, Streptophyta, Magnoliopsida, Lamiales, Oleaceae.
AUGACUCAAAUGAGCAGCAGCAAUGGAGAAACUUUAGUGGAAGCGGCACUUAGAGUACUACACACCGAUGACCCAUUUGAGAAAGCCAGGCUUGGUGAUGAAGUUGCAAACAAAUGGCUACAGGGCCACAUAGUUCGCCCAUACGAUGAUUCAGUAGAUAUUGUUGUGCCUGAUCGGCCUUCCCGGCUCUCAAAUGUGAAGUUGGUGUCGCCGAGUGAGAUGCCGAAGCUGGGGAAAGCUGGGAGUUUGCAGAGUAGACAGUCUAUUGUGCACAGUCUUGUGCAUACUGAGAGCUGGGCUAUUGAUUUGUCUUGGGAUAUAAUUGCUCGUUUUGGUAAGCAGGACUCCAUGCCUAGAGAUUUUUUCACGGAUUUUGUAAAGGUGGCGCAAGAUGAAGGUCGUCACUUCUCUCUGCUUGCAGCAAGGCUUAAGGAAUUAGGAUCUUUCUAUGGAGCAUUACCUGCUCACGAUGGACUAUGGGAUUCAGCUACGAUUACUUCGAAGGACUUGCCGGCACGCUUAGCUAUCGAACAUUGCGUUCAUGAGGCAAGAGGACUCGAUGUGCUGCCUACGACUAUAUCUCGUUUCCGUAAAGGAGGUGACGACAAGACAGCUGAAUUAUUGGAGAAGGUGGUUUAUCCAGAAGAGAUUACCCACUGUGCUGCAGGAGUCAAGUGGUUUCAGUAUCUUUGCUUGAGGUCGAAAAAUGGAGAUGAUGCUGCUUGUGGAUCCCUUGUUUCCGAAUUAAGUAAAUUCCAACAAGUUCUCAUGUAUCGUGUGCGUGUGCGUAGAAUUAGUAAUUACCUGUGA